This is a messenger RNA of Penaeus monodon (black tiger shrimp), 1071 nucleotides long. RefSeq lists its product as uncharacterized. Lineage: Eukaryota; Metazoa; Arthropoda; Malacostraca; Decapoda; Penaeidae. The record is from RefSeq and is a predicted model, not a curated record. Bases 1 to 1071 code for a protein of 356 amino acids. The transcript has 4 exons.
AUGGACGACGGCGGCGUCACGGGCUGUCACUUCCCGCUGCCGCCGUGGCACUCGUGUGAAGUGGUGCCAGCGCCGCAGCCGCCCUCCAAGGCCGAGGUGCACUUCAGCGAGGACGGCACCAACUACCACGACAAGCCCCUGAAGUCACCCUCGAGCUGGCCCCCGACCCUGCCGGCGGGGAGCCACAACCUCACCCUCGACCUGAGGCACCGCACGGGCAGGGUCCUGAAGGCGCUGUUCUUCUUCUCGGGUCCCUGGCUGGCCGUCAGCGAGGUCUACUUCGACAGCGAGCCGUGCCUGUGCAACCUGACGGACUGGACUGACGGCGAGACAUCGGCGCCGGCGGAGCACACGGCCGGCCGCCGCGACGACUCGCACGACGUGUCGGCCGUGUCCGCCGUGCACGCCCACACGCGGGCGUACAUGGGCGUGGUGAUCGGCUUCGUGGUGGCCGUGUUCCUGCUGGUGGCGGCGGGGCUGCUGGUGUACGUGCGGCGCCUGCGCAAGAAGAAGGCGUCGCCGCACGUACUCAAGAGCCCGCUGUCGGACACGGCCAGCGUGGCCUUCGACAUGAAGAGCCUGCGCCUGGCCACCAGCUACUCGGGCACGAGCGGCGGCGCGGGCGCGGCCAUGUACGGCCCCGUGGCCGUGCCCGACGAGGAGGGAUCGCUCUACCACGAGCCCUACAAGACGCCGCUCUUCUCCGCCUCCGAGUACAGCGUGGCCACCAUCGGCAGGCACUUCAGCGACUUCUCCAAGGACGGCGCCGCCACCCCCGGCCACCAGAGCAAGAGCAGCAACGUGGUGGGCGGCGAGUACGCCGUGCCCAUCCUCUCCACGCCCCCGCCGCCCUUCAACACCGACGCCGCCGCGCCCUUCGCCACCACGCCCAUCAGCGCGCCGCCCACGCCCUUCUCGCACGCCACCACGCCGCACUCCACGGCCUCCACGCCCUUCAGUAACAAUAGAGGGUUCAGCGAGAGGACGAACAGAGUCCAGCGAUUUCAGGAUAAAGCCAUGGAAGGCAGGAUUAGAUUGCAAGGGAUCAGGAUUACAGCCGAGUGGGAUUAA